Venturia canescens is the source of this 2950-nucleotide messenger RNA. RefSeq lists its product as uncharacterized. The coding region runs from base 51 to 2462 and encodes 803 amino acids. NCBI's taxonomy places the organism in Eukaryota, Metazoa, Arthropoda, Insecta, Hymenoptera, Ichneumonidae. The transcript has 2 exons. The record is from RefSeq and is a predicted model, not a curated record.
CGAACCGUCAACCGUGCAAGCCGCCACAUUAAGGAUCCUCGACGACGACGAUGAGACUCGUUGGAUUAUACUUAAACUUGGUCCUGGUGGUCCUCGUCUCCUGCGAGGACUCAUCAACGAGCAAGGAAGCAGAGUUCGAGGAGGUUUCGAGUUCGGAAAAGCGAGGGGAGGAGAUCGAAGACAUCGAAAGGGUGUUGGAGAGCGAUGAGGGUGGUGAGAGGUUGAAAAUAAUUGAGGGAAAUCCACGAGGUUUGAAAGACGGCCAUUUGUCGAUAUUGCCGCCCAUAGUUCUUCUGGAUUUCGCGAAUGACCUCGAGAACUCGUCGUCAUCCGGGGAAGAAAAGUCGAAGCGAACGAUCGAGGGUCACCUGGGCCAUGGUUUCGCGCGCAACAAUCUCUUCACUGGGAAAUACAACUACUACUUUCCGGCUGGAAAGACGGGCACGAGUGUGAGCAUCGAAGAGUCGAUAAGUCCGUUUUUACCCAAGACGAUUAUCGAGUCGGCUAAGCCAACUGGGGAAAAAUCGCACGCUGGUGAGGCCAGCAGCAAUUACAACGGCCAGGGGCAAAACAAGGUCCAUCAAGCGGUUCCCGGGAAUCGGGCGAGCGGGCAAGUCGUCAAGGCGGAACUGAACCGACCCUUGGGCACCCAGCCAGUCUUCGGGCAACGCACGAAGCUGUACAAGCCGUCGCAGAUCGAUUACAACUAUCAGAGCUUUGGAACGAGCCCGAGGACUCCGGUGGAAGCGUACGCCACGCCUGACUACCGACAGAAUUCUCAGGAUUCGAGCCAGAGUAGCUUCGCCACGGCGAGGCCAAGCUACCAAGCCAACCCCUACGAAAGUGGCUAUUACGAGAUCCCCGAAACGUCGCAGAGGCCUUACAACGGUUACUCGACCGUAGCGCCGCCCUCUUUCGUCACCCCGACUGCCUCUGCUUACCAAGCGAUCUACAGUUCGAAUUCUCCGAGUGGGAACGUCACCCCAAGGCCAGGAUUGGAGGGCCCGACGAGCCAGAGGCCCCCCCAUCCAGCCUACCAUCCGGAGUCGCCGUUAGCUCAAUUCGCCAACCUUCCAAGAUUCACGAUCGAGAACGGCGUCCGUUACGAGAACAAGAUAGUCUGGAAAUACCCGGAUGGCAAAGUGUCCCAAACUCCACCAUCUUCUUACGUAAACGCUUACAACGAGUUCCUGACGAAGCAGAAGCCCGGCGCGGCACCGUCCCAGAGCAACGAGGUCAGAAGCACUUUCCAGAUUCCCGGCGGCGUCACUUCCGGCCAGAGUUUCCAGUACCAGCCCCAGCUCAGGUUCGCCUCCCAGAAGAACCGAUUUCCAAGCAAACCUUUAAGCAACAUCCAUUCCAAGAGCCCAGCCCAGUUCCCCAACGACCAACCGCGGCCCGGGCGACCCAGCCACUUCGUGUCUUCCGCCUCGCUGGGGAGCCAGGCCGGUCUGGCGAGCCAAGGAGUCCAGCCAGCGCCGCAGGCUCAACCCUACGAACCCACUUUCCAAGGUCAAUACGGACAAAAGACUUCGACCCGCUACAACCAAGGCGCGAUUCCACCUUCCGGCUAUUCGGAUCUGGUCAACGACGAGCCACGAGUCCUGAAGGACUCGUACGGCGCCACGACGUCUACGGAGCAGCGUCCGGUCUCCAAGUACGCCGUAAACAGCCCCAAUCCGGAGUACACUUUCUCUACGGAGCCGAGCAUCAAAAGCACCACUCCAUCGAGCGACGCCAGCCUCUUCACUCCUAGUGGCGAGCUCUCGCCGAAAGUGCUUUCCAAAUAUUCGUCCGAGGCUCAAAAGUAUCUGAGCAAAGUGUUCGCCAGCGGUGGGACGACGACCGAGAGAACGCGCUCGGCCACCGAAGAGCCCAGGCCUUUGCUCAGCUACGAGAAUCUCUUGAAUUACAAUCCUUCGAUCAACCAGUACAUCAGGGAUCCCUCGUCGAUCCUCAAGGCCCAGCCGACCUUCAUCCAAGCUGGAAAUUCCUUGAUCCCCGUUAUCAUUCUUCGAGUCGACGGGGCCUCGCCAAUCCGGCAAAGACCAACGCCGAACAUCAACCUUAAGGCCUUGCUGCAACAAUAUCUGACCCAAUAUGCCGGCAGCAUUGCCCAGAAUGCCAACUACGAAAACACCAAUUACGAAAAGCCUUUGAGCUUCCAGGCAGCCUCGAACGCACCGCAAAAUCCGGUCUACGAGCUGACCCAACUGGCCCAGAGCCUCAGCCAGUACUCCCAGAACCCACUGAUCGCGAACCAACUUGCCAAACAGCUCGACACCCUCAACCAGAGUCCUUAUGAUAACCCAAACGGACCAAGCCUCGGCUACGAGGCCAAUGAACAAUUUUCCAAAAAUCUUCCGUCCGAGAGCUACGUGAGGAAAGCUAGCAAACAAAAAGUCAAAAGUGUUCAGAUCAUCGAGGAUCCAAGAUUCACCAGUUACAAGGUAAACAGUUAAGUCCCCCGUCGACUCCUGCAGCGCUCAACGAGCCUCGACGCUCCAUCGUGCUCACCUCGAAUCUCGCCUCCGCGCUUUGCUCCACUCACCUCCAACUUGUACUGCAAACUUUGAUUUAUUAUAGCGUUCGAAACAUCGAGUUUUUAACGAUUGAGAAAUAUGAUUUUCUCAGUGCCAUGAAAGUUUUAACGAGAAAACCAUCUCUCUUUGCAGUCUUUCUUUCUUCGUUUCUAAGAUCCUUAACGAGCAAUAGUAUUUAAUUUUGGGAAAUGUGCAAUAGCGUUAGAAUUUUUAGCACCUACUACUUUUUCGGCACUAUAACAACCGUCCUCUCUACGACUCUACUCAAAUUUGCAAAAUCGAUAAAAUGCAAUGUGUCUUUGUCAUUAAUGAUCUAUGUUAUCUGCCUAGACGUGUUAAGGAGGUUUGAUCACGAAAUCAAAAUAAUCAGAAUGUGACAAAAUUUGGUUAUAACAUUCUUUGGCAUC